Molecule: messenger RNA, 1705 nt
Organism: Puma concolor (puma)
Lineage: Eukaryota; Metazoa; Chordata; Mammalia; Carnivora; Felidae
Gene: SLC2A9
Product: solute carrier family 2 member 9
Biological process (GO): dehydroascorbic acid transport
Cellular component (GO): plasma membrane
Molecular function (GO): D-glucose transmembrane transporter activity
Source: RefSeq, a predicted model, not a curated record
CAUCAUGUGGCUCCAAUUAGUUCCUAAGUGGCCGUGAGCUCAGAAGCUCUCCCCAAGGUCUGAGCCCAAGACCGGAGGUGGAACAAGGAAAUCCAGUCCAAAAUCUGACAAAUAAGCCAUGACGGUCAGCGAACAGGACUCCACAGAUUCCAAAGAAAGUGAUUCGGUGAAAGAGACAUUGGACUGGUCCUGCUGGCUCAUCGUGGCCUCUCUGGUGGGCGCCUUCGGCUCCUCCUUCCUCUAUGGGUACAACCUGUCGGUGGUGAACGCCCCAACUCUGUACAUCAAGUCCUUCUACAAUGAAUCGUGGGAAAGAAGGCACGGACAUCCAAUAGACCAAGACACUCUGACCCUGCUCUGGUCUGUGACGGUGUCCAUAUUCGCCAUUGGUGGACUCGUGGGGACGUUACUGGUGAAGCUGAUCGGAAAGGUUCUUGGGAGGAAGCACACUCUGCUGGUCAACAAUGGGUUUGCGAUAUCUGCUGCACUGCUCAUGGCCUGUUCUCUCCAGGCAGGAGCCUUUGAAAUGCUCAUCGUGGGACGCUUCAUCAUGGGCGUGGAUGGAGGCAUCGCCCUCAGCGCGCUCCCCAUGUACCUGAACGAGAUCUCGCCCAAGGCGAUCCGUGGCUCUCUGGGGCAGGUGACUGCCAUCUUCAUCUGCGUUGGUGUGUUCGUGGGGCAGCUGCUGGGCCUGCCUGAGCUGCUGGGAAAGGAGAGCACCUGGCCAUACCUGUUUGGAGUGAUCGCUGUCCCUGCCUUGGUCCAGCUGGUGACCCUGCCUUUUCUCCCCGAGAGCCCCCGCUACCUGCUCUUUGAGAAGCACAACCAGGCCGGAGCCGAGAAAGCCUUCCGAACCUUCCUGGGCAAAGAGGAUGUCUCCCGAGAGGUGGAGGAGGUCCUGGCAGAGAGCCGCUUGCAGAGGAACAUCCACCUGGUCUCCGUGCUGGAGCUGCUGCGGAGUCCCUUCGUCCGCUGGCAGGUCAUCACUGUGGUCAUCACCAUGGCCAGCUACCAGCUCUGCGGUCUCAACGCGAUUUGGUUCUACACCAAUAGCAUCUUUGGGAAAGCUGGGGUCCCUCCGGAAAAGAUCCCAUACAUCACCUUGAGCACCGGUGGCAUUGAGACUUUGGCCGCCAUCUUCUCUGGCUUGGUCAUUGAGCGCCUGGGACGGAGACCCCUCCUCAUGGGCGGCUUUGGGCUGAUGGCCCUCUUCUUUGGGAUCCUCACCGUUACAUUGACACUGCAGGACCACGCCCCCUGGAUCCCAUACCUGAGUAUCGUGUGCAUUCUGGCCAUCAUAGCCUCCUUCUGCAGCGGGCCAGGGGGCAUCCCGUUCAUCCUGACCGGCGAGUUCUUCCAGCAGCCCCAGCGGCCGGCUGCUUUCAUCAUCGCGGGCACCGUCAACUGGCUCUCCAACUUCGCCGUGGGGCUCCUCUUCCCGUUCAUCCAGAAAAGUCUGGACACCUACUGUUUCCUGGUUUUUGCUGCAAUCUGCCUCACAGGUGCUAUCUAUUUCUAUUUUGUCCUGCCUGAGACAAAAAACAGAACCCAUGCAGAAAUCAGCCAGGCAUUUGCCAAAAGGAACAAGGCCUACCCUCCGGAGGAGAACACGGACUCAUCUGUGAGCGACAAUAAGGUGGCCAGAAGGCCCGAGCAAGACUCCGCCUCCACGCUGGACAAUUAUGUCAAAAAUGGGAUUGUCUAA